Argentina anserina (silverweed cinquefoil) is the source of this 586-nucleotide messenger RNA. RefSeq names its product transcription factor IBH1-like. Gene Ontology annotation, molecular function: protein dimerization activity. NCBI's taxonomy places the organism in Eukaryota, Viridiplantae, Streptophyta, Magnoliopsida, Rosales, Rosaceae. Gene Ontology annotation, biological process: regulation of DNA-templated transcription. Bases 23 to 520 code for a protein of 165 amino acids. The transcript has a single exon. The record is from RefSeq and is a predicted model, not a curated record.
AAAAAAAAAAUCCUGAGCCACCAUGAAUUCUCAUCACUCGUCCUUGAGCCCUAACAGUUCCAAUUUAAAAGCUAGAUUCACACUAAGGUUUCUUCGAGCCCUGAAGAGAUUAAACAGGCAACCUUUAUCACCACCACCACCAAAAACUGUAUCUUCUCCAAGGGAGAUGUGUAGACGAUAUCUGAAAAUUAGGAUUGCUGCUGAUGCAUCCAUGGCUUCAGCUGUCGGGUCUAGAAGAGCUUGGAGUCGUGCUUUGCUUCUCAAGAUUCGUAGCAGACAAUGCCGGUCAUCUAGUUUAUCUACCAGAAGAGUUGGCAUGAAAGCGAAAAGCGUGGGGGAGAAGAUGAAGAAGAAGAAGCUCAAGUAUUGUAAGGAGAUGACGGAGCUUCAGAAGUUUGUACCUGGUGGCGACGCCAUGGAUGCUUGUAGUCUGAUGGAUGAGGCUGCCCAUUACAUAAGGUGCCUCAACACUCAGGUAAAGGUGAUGACAAUGAUUGCAGACCUGUACUCUGCUAAUUAACUGAGAUAGCCGUUCAUACUUAUGGAUGAAAUUAUAAGAUAAGAACAGUUUCAAUCAUCCCAAUAA